Molecule: messenger RNA, 7478 nt
Organism: Boleophthalmus pectinirostris (great blue-spotted mudskipper)
Lineage: Eukaryota; Metazoa; Chordata; Actinopteri; Gobiiformes; Gobiidae
Gene: obsl1a
Product: obscurin like cytoskeletal adaptor 1a
Exons: 26
Coding region: 242-6835 (2197 amino acids)
Molecular function (GO): protein binding
Source: RefSeq, a predicted model, not a curated record
GUGGCUUCCAACAUGGUAGAGUCACCAGAGGACCGUGAUGUGAGAUGAAAGCACUUGUGAUGUCAUGAGGUGGUGGUCUAAUCCAGAACCUGCUCCUGUUUGUUCAAAUUCCACAAACCAUCAGACUCCAGCUUCCUUUGAUAAGAGGAACCCUGAUCUGAAGCUAUGUUGUAAGCCUCAUUUGACCUGUUCCACUCUGCAGUACAUUAGCAGAAGAUACAGAACAAGUUGAAGACCGACCAUGGAUAUUUUCGGAGGUGCCCCGCGUGUACUGGGGUAUCCGCGUCCCGUGCUGGCCCCUUUUGGAAGCGACGCCACACUACGCUGCCAAAUCGGCGGAGACCCUCGCCCGGACGUGAUUUGGGAACGCAAAAAUAUCCAGAUCUUUUCCGAGGGCCGCUACAAGCUAUCGGAGGACGGCAAAGCGUUUCUUCUAACUAUAAGCUCAGUAACACCAGAAGAUGCAGGCCAGUACAUAUGCAAGGCCAAAAACAAUGUGGGCGAAACGUACGCAGCCGCUACCUUAAAAGUGGAAGAACAGCAAGUCCAACAGUCAGUCGUCAAUGGAGAUUCAAGACAAGUGAACGGAUAUAGCAAAUUACAAAACGGAAAUUGCGUGAAUGAAAAUGGAAGGUUAGUUAACGGAGAGGAAAAGAUGAACAAGUUGAUGGAAAAACACGAUGACGAUGAGUUGAGUUCUGACCGUCCACGAUUCCUUAUCAAACCACUGUCGCUACGAGUUGACCGGGGAGAGGAUGCAGCGUUUUCGUGUAAGAUCUGGGGUUCUCCAUUGCCAGAAGUGGAGUGGGAGAAAGAUGGUAAAAAGCUCGGAGAUAUCUUUGAAAACUCCCAUUUUAGCGUGAGCAGUCAAGAAGGCGGAUGGUUCCAACUCAAGAUCUACCGAACGAGAAUCCCGGACAAAGGGGUGUACACGUGCAAGGCGGUCAACUGUAACGGCGAAGCGUUGGCGGGCGCGGUUUUACUCGUAGAACCCGUGCCGGAGAGAGAAGACAGCAAGAGGUCGUCCAGCGGGCACACGAACAGCCAAAACUCACCCAGGCUACGAAGUGGGAGGCUAGGCAUACUCCGGAACAAAGACGAAACGCCGGUCAAUCCGUCGAAAGUGAAGAAGUUCGCGGUGGCAGAGGGGAAACACGCCAAGUUCCGUUGCCUGGUGACGGGGAAGCCCAAACCGGAAAUCGUGUGGAAGAAGGAUGGAGUUCCGUUGGAUCCAGGGAGAAGGCAUCUGAUGUUUGAGGACAGGGAGGGAUACUACACGCUGAAGGUUCUGUACUGUAAGAGAGAGGACACGGGGCUGUACGUGUGCGCCGCCUCCAACGCACUGGGGAAUACACUGAGUGCAGUGCAUCUGUCUGUCAAAGGCCCUUCGGUGCGGUUCAGGAAGCAGCUCAAGGACGUGGAGGUGUCUGAGAACGAUGUGGCUGUGCUGGAGUGUGAGAUGCCUGAUGAGACCCUGCCCGCCGCCUGGUACUUGGAGGACCAGAGGCUCAUGCCCAACCAGAAGUACGGCAUGGAGCAGAAGGGCACCAGGAGGCGCCUCACCAUCCGGGACGUGGGCAUGGACGACGACGGGGUGUACCUGUGUGAGAUGCCUGAUGGAGCCAAGAGCAUCGCCGAACUGUCAGUCAAAGGCCCCAUCGUGCGUAAACUGCCCCGUAAGCUGGAGGUCCUGGAGGGGGAGAAUGCGGCCUUCUGUGUGGAGGUGGACCAGGACGACAUGGAGGUCCACUGGUUCAAAGACGGAAUCAAACAACACGAGACCCACCAGACCAUCCUCAAGUCCUUCGGCAAGACACACAUCCUCGUCUUCGUCAACGUGGCCUACCAGGACUCUGGGGUCGUGACCUUUGUGGCAGGGAGGUCCACCACAACAUCCAGACUCAAGGUUAAAGCUACACGACACCUCCCGCCCAUCUGCCCAAUCAACAUCAAAAUGGACGACGACCGACCCAACAGCGCUCUGCUCAGCUGGUCCCCGUCCCCCAACAGCCAGACCACCACUCGCUCCAUGUUUGUGGUGGAGAGGCAGGAGGUGGGCUCCCAGGAGUGGCAGAAGUGUUUCAGCUCGGAGACCGCCACCUCCGCCGAAGUGUCCGGGGACAGCGUGCCAGGGGAGGGGGACUACCGCUUCAGAGUGUGCUGCAUCAACAAGUACGGGCGCAGCGGGCACGUGGAGUUCCCCAAAACGGUUCAUCUGGUUCCCGGUCCAAAGAUCCACAGCCCUCUUCAGGCCUGUGAGGUGGUGGAGGGAGAGGAGGCUCGCUUCUCCAUAGAGCUGUCCUCCUCCAUGGUCGGGACGUGGUUCCUGAACAGUUCUCAGCUCCAAAAUGGUGGACGCUACUUCAUCCAGCAGUCUCAGGCUCACCACACGCUGGUCAUCCAGGAGACACAGGCGAUGGAGGACGGGGCAGAGAUCACCUUCAUAGCCAACGGAGUGAGGGACUCUGCAGUGCUCAAAGUCACAUCUGCUGUGUUCAGUUUCACCCCUUUAUCGCCGUCGGACAGUGUUAAAAAGGUGGACGCAGGAGAUGCCAUAGUGCUGUACUGUGAAGUGUCCCAUCCGUUUGCUAAAGUGUCGUGGUUCAAAGACGGAGAGGAGCUGCAGGUGAACGAGGGGCUGAACAUCCAGUCUGAUGGGACCAUGAGGAGGAUCGUGGUGCACCAGGCUGAUAAAGAGCACUCUGGAGUCUACACCUGCAAGACUGACCACGACACUAUUGAGUUUAAGGUGGACGUCGCUGGUCCUCCAGUGCUGUUCAGCCCUGUGCCUGAGGAGGACCUGCAUAAGUGCAGUAUGGAGCUGGACCCUGUGGUACUGGUCUGCCAUGUCUCCAGAGAGGAUGCCGAAGUGGUCUGGUUAAAGGACGGCUGUGAGCUUAGUCCUGAUGAGCACGUGACGCUGCAGGCUGAGGGCACCAUGAGGAGGCUGAUCGUGCGCUCGGCUAAGGCCUCAGACGCUGGAGUGUAUGUGUGUCAGGCAGGAAGCAACAGCAUGGAGUUCACUGUCAACAUCAGAGAGCCCCCGGUGAUGAUCGUGGAGCCUAAAGACGACCAGGUGGUGGACUGUUACAUCUGUGAGGCCGUGCAUCUGCAGUGUGAGCUGUCCAGGAGCAGCGGCCGAGUGCGCUGGUCCAAGGACGGUCAGGACGUGGAGGAGAGCACCAACCUCCAGAUCAUCUCAGAAGGUCCAUACAGGAGACUGAGCAUCCUGGAGACCACAGCAGAGGACAGUGGAGAGUAUGUGUGUGAAACCGACGGGGAUUCUGUCUUCUUCCAGCUCAAUGUGACAGAGCCACCAGUUCGCUUCGUCUACCCGACUGAACCCGAGUUAGAACUGACCCACAUGGCUUCGGAGAGACUGGACCUGUGCUGUGAAGUGUCUAAGCCGGAUGCCCCGGUCGUCUGGUACAAGGACGGGCUGGAGGUGGAGGAGGGGCCCAACCUCUAUCUGGAAGUGGACGAAGCUAAACGCACACUGGUCAUCCCUGUCCCGACGAUGGAGGACACAGGGGAAUACGUGUGUGACACUGAGGACGAUUCUGUGGCCUUCUUAGUCACAAUCACAGAACCUGCUGUUGCUCUCUCUCGGCCCAAACACCUCCCGGAGACUCUGAAGUGCAGCACAGACAAACCCAUAGUUCUGGAGGUGGAGGUGUCUCGCCCAAGCGCAGAUGUGACGUGGCUCCUGGAUGGUCAGCAGAUACAGGAGAGUCCAAACGUUACCAUGUCAGCGGAAGGACUGGUGAGACGACUGACCAUCCACUGCCCCUCCCCCUCGGACACCGGGAAAUACACCUGCGACGCCACCGACAAUCAGAUACAUUUUCAAGUGAAAGUUUCAGAGCCUCCAGUGAAGAUCUUAAACAAGUCCAGCGUAAACACCAGCGUGACCUCGACUCUCUCUGAUGACGUGGUUCUGGAGUGUGAGCUGUCCAGGCCCAACGCUGUGACCAAAUGGUACAAAAACGGCGAGCGCAUAGAGAACCACGAUCGUCUGUGCGUGGAGGAGGAGGGGGCUUUCCGCUCUCUGGUCAUACUGAGCGCUGAGCUGGAGGACAGUGGCGAGUACUUCCUGGACGCUGGGGACGAUGCGAUCAGCUUUCAAGUCACUGUUCAAGAGCCUCCAGUGCGUAUCAUUGGAAACUCAUGUGAUGUGGACUUCCAGGAGAUGGUGGCAGGAGAUGAGCUGAUCUUAGCCUGUGAAGUGUCCCGGGCCAACGCUCCGGUGCGGUGGUUCUGUAACGACAGGCUGCUCACAGACGACCCCCGUGUUUACAUCGAGAGCUACGGAACUCUGCGCAAAAUCAUCAUCUCUGACGUCCAGCCCUCCGACUCCGGGAAGUACAUCUGCGACGCCGGGGAUGACAAGAUGGUCAGCAUCAUCAGAGUGCAAGAAUCUCCGGUCACGUUCCUAAACAAAGAGGAGGACAUAGUUCUGAUCGGGUAUGAAGCAGAGAGUCUGACCAUGAGCAGUUACGUGUCCCGGGACAACGCUCUGGUGCGCUGGCUCAAGGACUGGAGCCCGGUGGAAGGAGAGCGCUUUAAGAGUGAGGCGGACGGAUACAAGCGCACUCUGACUAUAGACCCCCUGAGGAGAUCUGACGCUGGAGAGUACACAUGUGACGCACACACUGACCAGGUCCACUUCAGCCUGCUCGUCAAAGAAAUGCGAGUGAAGUUCACGCGCCCCCUGCAGGACAUGGUGGCCCACGCGGACGGGAUGGUGACCCUGAGCUGCGAGGUGGGGAGGCCCAAAGCGGACGUCCAGUGGCUGAGGAACGGAGAGGAGAUCGUGCCGAGCCGACGAUACACCAUCAGGGCGGACGGGACGGAGAGGAGCCUGACCAUACACAGACUGACCCGGGACGACGCCGGGGAGUACGCGUGCGAGUCUAAGGACGACCGGACGGCGGCUAUACUGGCCGUGGAGAUGCCUCGGGUGGUAGAGUUCCUGACAGAGCUCCACAACACCACGGUGCUGGAGGGGGAGGAUGCCACCUUUAAGUGUGUGGUUUCUCCAGAGGACGUGAGCCUGGUGUGGACGAUGGACAACGAGCCCAUAGUGUUGGGCGGGCGCUUCGAGGCCAUGCGCAACGGCCUGUGCCACACUCUGGUCAUACACAAGUGCCAGAUGUUAGACUGCGCCCGCAUCAGUGCAGAGGCAGAGGGCAAGGUCAGCAAGGCCAGCCUCAAAGUACAGGAGGCUCAGAUCAUGUUCACAAAGAGGAUGGACUCAGUGAUGGCGGAGGAGUUUGAGGACGCCACGCUGCAGACGGAGAUCAGCCUGGAGACGGGGGAGGUGCAGUGGAUGAGGCAGGGGGUGGUCAUACAGCCGGGCCCCAGGUACACGCUCACGCAGGACGGGCGUGUGCGCAGUCUGACCAUCCACAACCUGACCCUGUCCGACCGGGGGACCUACCGCUGCGAGACCCUGCACGACCGCACGCAGGUCAAGCUCAACGUGGAACCUCGAAAAAUCACAGUCCGUAAGCCUCUGUUGGACCAGGAGGUGUUCGAGCGUGAGACGGCCUCCUUCGAGCUGGAGCUGUCCCACGUGGACGUGGAGGGCGUCUGGCAGAAAGACGGCAUCCGAGUCAAACCCAACAACCAGUUCAUCGUCAGCCGCAACGGCCGAGUGCACGGACUCACCCUGUCCCACCUCAGCCUGGAGGACACGGGCACCAUCGUGUUCACCGCAGAGGGGCUCAGGACCUCGGCCAGGCUCACCGUCAACGAGACCCCAGUGUCCAUCAUCCAGCCUCUGUCAGACAGUCGUGUGGAGGAGGAGUCUCAGGUCACUCUGGAGUGUGAAUUCUCCAGACAACUGCUGGAGGUCAAAUGGUACAAGAACGGGAAGGAGCUGAAGCCUGGGAAGAACAUCCGGAUCUACUCCAUGGGCCGGAAGCGCUUCUGUCAGAUCCUGCAGUGCUCCAAAUCGGACUCUGGAGUGUACAAGUGUGACACAGGAGAACUCAACACAAUCUGUAGUCUAGAGGUCUACGAGCACAAGCUGGAGAUCGUGCAGGACCUGGAGGACUUGGACAUCCAGGAGGAGCAGAACGCCGUGUUCAUGUGUGAGCUGUCUCUGGAGGACGUGAGCGGGGAGUGGUACAAGGACGGGACCAGGAUCAGACCCACCAGCACCGUCAAGAUCAGGACUGAAGGCACUAAACACUUCCUGUUAAUGUGCAACGUGAAACCAGAGGACGCAGGAGAGAUCCGCUUUGUGGCCAGAGACGUGGAGUCCAUCGCUUACCUCGAGGUGGAAGAGCUGCCGGCGACUGUAGUGAAACCUCUUCGCGACCGCACGGCUCUGGAGAAGCACCGCGUGAUCCUGGAGUGCACCAUGUCCUCUCCCCGCUGCACCGCCGUCUGGUUCAAAGGUCACGAGGAGCUGGACCCCUCGGACAGGAUGGAGAUCAGGACGGACGGCUGCACGCACAAGCUCAUCAUCCAUGAGGUGGCGCUAGAGGACGAGGGCACCUACAGCAUCCAAGUGGGGGAGCACACGUGCAAGGCUAAGCUCCUGGUGGAAGGCCAGUCUCUGGUGGUGGUGAAGGAGCUGGAGGACGUGCAGGUCACGGAGCAGGACACGGCGUGUUUCCAGUGUGAAGUGUCUGUGGACAUAAACAAGGCCCCCGUGUGGAGUCUGAACGGGGAGAGCCUCCAGCCGGGCCCCGGGGUCCGUCUGGAGAGCCACAGGACGCUGCACAAACUGUACCUGAAGAAGCCCACGGUGCACAUGAGCGGGACGGUCCGCUUCACUCUGGGCAAGGCCAAGUCCAGCGCCAGCCUCACCGUCACACACGAGUGAAAACUGCUUUUCCACGAGGGGAAGAGACUCUUUUCUUUAUCAGAAAAUACUGGGGGGGGCAUAAUAUCAGUAAAUAAAUACUGUUCUGAGUAGCUAUUUCAAUUUGAAAGACCCUGUACCUGAUUUUGUCCCUAUUUAUUUGAACUAAACAUGUCGAUCCCGAGUAUGGACAUAUUGCAUAAGCAGCUCUUCAGGUCAAAACAAGUCCACUUUGUACUAGCUUCAUCUAGUGUGUUUUAUUGUCCUAUAAUCAGGAAGUGCACUGUUAUCAUGCUAGUUGUUGUUAGUAUUACCGCUACAGCAAAACUCCGCUCUGGUCUCUGAGUUGUAAGACGCUCUUAUAAAGUCAUCGUGGGGAAAAAGUUUGGACGUCUGCAAACUGUUUCACAUGAUCGAGUUUUUCACAUUUUCACGUUAAGACAUUUUAAAAAAUCGGGUACAGCUUCUUUAAAUAGUUACAAAUACAACUGAAUAUAACUUAUAUGAAGACGGAUAAGGGCUGCUAUUUCAUGAUGUUUUCUGAAUGAUGAAAAGAAGCUGAUUGUAGCAGCCCGUCCUCCUCUGCUCAUGCUUUUAUAUGUCCAUGAAGACACUCAUUUGUAUCGUCCAAUUUUCGAGUUAAUAAAUAAACAUUUUGUUGUAU